Messenger RNA from Mytilus trossulus (common blue mussel), 4819 nucleotides. RefSeq names its product tonsoku-like protein. Gene Ontology annotation, biological process: double-strand break repair via homologous recombination; mitotic sister chromatid cohesion; replication fork processing. Gene Ontology annotation, molecular function: protein binding. The record is from RefSeq and is a predicted model, not a curated record. The coding region runs from base 39 to 4376 and encodes 1445 amino acids. Gene Ontology annotation, cellular component: nuclear replication fork. Lineage: Eukaryota; Metazoa; Mollusca; Bivalvia; Mytilida; Mytilidae. The transcript has 24 exons.
AUUUUCUAGCGAAGAUAAAAAUAGAUCCGACUUCACGCAUGCCCAGCAGAACUGCGGGAAAUUUGACACACAACAUGGAUAUCUUAGAUGAAAAAGAACUUGAAAAAUUGAAAAGGGAAAGAAAGAAGGCUGAAAAGAAAGAUAAUUUGAAGGAGGUGGCACAAAUAUGUAAUUGCAUUGGUGAACUUCUUGUAAAGUAUGGAAGGUGUCAUGAAGCCAAAGAAGAACAUGAGAAGGAACUUGCCAUCAGUGAAGCCUUGGAAGAUACCAUUGGUUCAGCAGUGGCAUGCAGGAAAAUUGGGGAGUGUUAUUGUGGAAUGGAUCAGUAUGACAAAGCACUACAAUUUCAGCAACGCCACUUGGAGCUUAGUAGGUCAUGUGGAAAUUUAUUGGAAGAGCAAAGAGCACUGGCUACUAUUGGAAGAACAUAUUUAUUUCAAUGUGACAGUGCCAGGGGGAAACAAAACAUAGUGAAGGCGUCCAAACAAGCAGAGGAGGCGUUCUGUAAAAGCAUGACUGCAUGUGAAAACUUGAAGCAAGAGGUUAAAAAUGUAGAAUAUAUGGAGAUGAAAGCCAGGCUUUACCUUAAUUUAGGGUUGGUAUUUGAUGGCAGAGGCGACACACGACAGUGUGCAGAAUAUAUGAAGAAAGCUAUAACAAUUUCAGAACAACACCAUCUUUACAGUGACUUGUAUCGAUGCCAGUAUUCUUUAGCUACCAUGUAUCAACGUAACAACAACUUCAGUCAAGCUUUAAGAUUCUUAGAAUCUGCUCUUAAGAGUGCUUUGAAGUUGAAGGAUAAAUAUCUUGAAAGUGAUGUGUAUGUCCAAAAAGCUUUGGUGUGUAUCCAAGUGGGAGACAUACCUACAAGUAAACAUUCAUUGAAGAAAGCACACAAACUGGGAUCACCAACACCAGAGGAAACUGAAAGAAUCGUCAAAUAUUUUAAAGCUGUUGGCAAGAUAGAAGAAGCUACAACGAGUUUGGAAGGAUUGCCACUGGACAGUAAUGCAUCAAAGAUAAAAAUAUAUGAACAGUUGGGCGAUGGAGCCGCAGAAAUUGGAAAUUUUAAACAAGCAUUGGAAUUCUAUCACAAAAUGCUGGACUGUAGUAUAGAUGAACUGUCACCAGGAAAGGAUUUGAUACCUAUCUACAUAUCUCUGGCUCAGACUUAUGCUGAUAAUAAACUGUACGGCAAGGCUGUCGAAUAUUACAAUAAAGAAAAAGAAUGUCGGGGUGAAGAUUAUGGUCAGAUAUGCCGAACAUGGUUAAAUAUAGCAGAGUGCCAGGAAUUAGACGGUAAAAGUUAUGAUGAAGUUAGCAUGUGUUAUAUGAAGGCUUUUGAAUGUGCUAGAAAAGCGAACCACUAUAAGUUACAGGUUCAUGUUUUAAAAUCGUUGGUAGAAGUUCAAAAGUACUAUAAACAGAAAACCCACCUGAAACAAACAGAACGAAAGCUGGAUAUGAUUAAAACAAAGUAUGAUGUGGGCAGUGAUGAGGAAUUGUCUGAGGAGGAGAGAGAUAGUCAGAGGUCGGAUGAUGUGGAUAAUCUGAGUAUAUCAGAAUUGUCAGAAUCAGAGGAAUCAGAGGAAGAAGGAAGUAAAGUUCAAACUGGGUCAAGGAGGGUAACUAAGGCUAAGGCCACUAGAAAUGAAAAAGGAGAAACUCCAUUACACAGGGCUUGCAUAGAGGGUAACCUGAAGAAAGUUCAAAAGCUUAUUGAACAGGGUCAUCCUGUAAACCCUCGUGAUCAUUGUGGAUGGAUACCCUUACAUGAGGCAGCCAACCACGAUGUGUAUGAAAUAGUCUUGUACCUACUGGACCAUGGAGCAGCCAUCAAUGACCGAGGGGGUCAGUACUGUGGAGGAGUUACUCCCCUUAUAGACUCUGGUAACUGUGGCAACAUGGAAAUUAUGGACUUGUUAAUUGAGAGAGGAGCUAAUGUCUUAGCUAAGGAUGAUGAGGGUAACACAGCGUUGGAUUGUCUGAGAUCAUGGAGAGACCGCUGUGAUAAUUUAGACGAUGAAUUAUUGAAGAAGUUCCAACAUACAGAGACAUUAUUGGCAUCUAAAAAGAGAGGAAAAUCAUCAGUAGACAGUGUACAAAGAAGCCAAACAAACAGAGGUUUGAAUCCAAGUCAGAGAAGUCAGAGGGUUGUAGAAGAAUGUGACCUUCCCCAUCUCCCUCUACAAGAGAGAGCUAAGAAACGUAAAUCAAAGACUGGACAUUCUUCAGAUCUCAGAAGAGGUAUGUCUUCAACUGAUUCUGACAGUGAUUCACAAAUGCCUUGUAGACAAAGGGAAACAAUUCCAGUUUUAUCUGAUUCUGAAGAAUUUUUUCCCAAUCCAAUGAUGGAUGAUGAGAAUCAUACUACCCAGAGUGCAACAGCAAGUUACAAGUCUGCUAUGGAAAGUCUGAGAGGUAAUGUUAAUCGUAAGACUGUCCACUCACAAAGUGUGCCAACCAGUAAACAGCAGCAGACGUCAGCAUUAAUUGAUGAAGAAAUUUUUAUAGAUGAUUGGUUGAUAGAUGAUAUGCAUCAACCAACCAAAAGACAGAAAUUAGACAUAAAUGGUGUUUUCUCAUCAAAUUCUUCUAGAAAGAAAAGUGAGGAGGUCUUAUCUCAAAAAGCUUCUUCAUCAAGCAUAAAGAAAAACAGAAGUAUUAUUUUUGACGAUGAUAGUGAAGAUAUAAAUAUUGACACAAGUGUUGAUAUCCAUUGCAACAAUAGAACUGGUGAUGACAACAUUUUAAUAGAUGAAGAUGAUAUAAGUAUCAUAUCACAAAGUACACAAUUGCCCUCAAUUCGACGGCUACAGAAAACAAAACCUCGCCAAUUAAGUUUGACAAAUUUCGCAGUCAGAGUAUCUGAAAACAGGUCUAUUUCUCAGGACACAGCAGGAAUUGAGAAUGCCACAACUUUUCUUGCUACAACUGGGCCUACAAGUACACAGAAAACCAUUGAUAGUACCCCUUCAUCAUACAGGGAUACAGUUGGAUCUUUAAUGAGGAUCAAGGUCAGAGUGAAGGACAAACUUUUGCUAAUUCCUGUGCCCAAUAGUGAGAAGGAGAAGACAAUAGCUUGGUUAUGUCAGGAAGCUGGUCAGAGAUAUUACAGCAUGUGUGGAUUACGUCCCUUGUUAACACUCAGUACAAAGGAUGGUGCCUUCUUAGCCAACACAGAUGAGAUUUCACAAGUUCUGUCAAGUAAUGAAGAGGUUGAAGGUGUAGUUGAUAGUUGGGAUUUACCUCCCCUGGUGGACAGAUAUCAGCAGGCUUGUACAGCUUUAAAUACAGUUUGCUACAGAAAUAUUAAGACAAUACUUCAGUCAUGUGACUCUACAUCAAAACUGGUGAUAUCAGACCUCGGCCUACGACCUCUACAGAUACAGACAGUUUUUAGAGCAUUGCAAUGUCAGAAUACGCUCAAAGUACUCUGCUUACCAGGAAACAGAAUGGGAGACAAUGGAUUGGACAGAUUCCUGAAAGUCUGUAAUACCUUACCAAAUUUAAGUGUUCUGAACUUUAAAUGCAAUGAAAUAACAGCAGUAGGAUUAAAGUCCUUGGCAGAUUUCUUACAGAACUGUGAAACGCCUAUUCUAAAGAAUUUAAUGGAGUUGAAUUUGAGUUACAAUUCUCUAGGAGAUUCCAGCUGCCAAUCACUUGCUAGUAUAGUGACACACCUACCUAUGCUGAAUACAUUGUCUUUAUCAUCUUGUGAUUUUACUGCUAAACUGUUCCAGCAACACAGAAUUAGCCUGAUGGAGAGUUUACUGAAUUGUCAGUUACAGAAUUUGGAUGUCUCUCAUAACCAAUUUGGUAUGCUUGGUAUAGAAUUAUUGUUGAAGACCAUCAAUCCUGUCACCAUGUGGUCAUUAAACAUCGGCAGCACACUUACAUCCGCACCACAAUCUUAUUUCUUAUUACAUAUACAGAACUUUUUGUCAAAGGAGAAAUGUAGUCUCCAAGAUUUAAAUCUAUCUGGAUGUCACUUGUCUACAGACCAUACAGACUUCCUUGUCAGCAUUCCAAUAGCUGGUAAAAGGCUCACCUCCCUGAAUCUCUCAGACAAUCCAAAACUAGACAAUAGUGUUGUAACCAGAGUAUUAGAAGUGGCCUCGACAAACAAUACACACUUGGAAAAGAUUUCGGCAGAAGGUUGUGGCAUCAUAUCGCCAUUGGAUACCAUGUUUCUAGAUGCCAUAAGUGACAAAUUAAUGUCUGACCAUUCUCUGAAAUUUAUUAGUUUUACAUGUAAUAAUUUGGAUAAAGUUGAUGUAGAUAGUUUAUCCCAGAUUUGGACAGAACAUUGGAAAGAUUCAGCUCAAACUCAUAUUAGCAGCUGCUUGGUUAGAUUGAGUGUAUCUAGCACAUAAUUUAUUGUUAGUGUAAGGUGGUACCCAACACUUUCACUUAAAUUAAUUUGGCUCGUUUAAUUUUCAUAAGAUUUUGACAAAGUAUUAACUUUGACCCUUUAACAAAAAUAUAAAAAUUUCAAAAAUUUUAAACCAACCGUUUUUUUAAAAUACACUGGUUAUAUAGCAGUUUGACGAACACCAAUUUUUAUCACUGAGACACUUAAUAUUCCCUUUACAGCACAACAUAAUUAAAAUGUUGAGCUGACUUUACAGAGUUAUCUCCCUGUAGUGUUAGGUAUCACCUUAACUAUAUAUAUCCUAGAAGAUGUAUCAUGCAUGUUAUAGAUUAAGACAAAUUAUAUUAUAGUGUAUCUUUUAUAUUGUUAUUGCAUGUGUUAUUUUGUAAUUUGUAUAAUAUUAUGAUUAUUUUUUACUUAUCAGUAAAUGUGCAAUUUAUUAAA